AUGUGGCCAUUCUCCUCCUCCAACACCGCUGUUAUAGCCGCCAAACGCCAACAACAGGUCCAGGCGCUGGAAGGGUCUGCAAAUGCUAAUGCCGCGCUUGACGGUGACCAGGGACAGUAUCUCAAGGCAACCGCUCCUGAGAUUGUCUCCCGCAUUCAAAGUGGAGAGUGGACCGCGUCGCGCGUUCUGGAAGCCUACAUUGCUCGAGCAGCUUUUGCCCAUUCCAAGACCAACUGUUUGACUGAAGUGUUCUUCGACCGCGCACGAGAGCGAGCGAAGGAACUGGACGCCUACUUUGCUGAGACUGGGAAGCUGAAGGGCCCUUUACAUGGUGUACCAAUUAGUAUCAAGGAUCAAUUUAAGAUUGAGGGACUGGAUGGUUCCAUUGGUUUCUCAAACUGGUUGAAUCAACCUGCCACCUCCAAUGCUGACAUCAUCAAAUACCUUUUGGAUGCCGGCGCCGUUCUCUAUGUCAAGACCAACGUCCCCCAAACCAUGUUCGCCUUCGAGUGCAGCAAUCCUGUGUUCGGGCGCACAACUAACCCUUACAACGACGCGUACACCUGCGGCGGAAGUUCAGGUGGUGAGGGUGCUCUUAUCGCUUUGGACGGCUCCCCGCUGGGCAUUGGAACGGAUAUUGGAGGCAGUCUGAGAAUCCCUGCCACAUAUUGUGGCAUUUAUUCGUUGAAACCGGGAUAUGGGAGAAUUUCCUACUUCGGAGCUAGGGGGCCUGUUCCCGGGUUUGACGGGAUCAGGACCGUUGCUGGUCCUAUGGGAAGAUCCGUUGAAGACCUUGUGCUGCUUUCUCGGACGGUAUUUGGUCUCCCUGGAACGGCCAAUGAUAUCCCGCCUGUGCCCUUCAAAGAUGUGACACUCCCUGCCAAACUCAAGUUCGGGUACUAUACAUCAGAUGGCUAUAUUAAGGCAUCCCCCACUUGCAAGCGCGCCGUCCUCGAGACAGUCGAGGCUCUCAGGAAGCAGGGUCACGAAUGUGUUGAGGUCGAGCUUCCAGACAUCAGCGAAGCAUGCAACAUAUUUGUUGGUCUCACUUCAAGCGACGGUUACAAGACUAUGCUCAGUAACUUAGGGCCAGAUAAGAAGGAACCCGCACUCUUCUUGGUUACCCUGGGCCCCAAGCUUCCUUCUUUCGUCAGGGGCUUUGCUGCCUGGGUAUUGGAGACAUUCAUGGGUGACAAGACUUUCUCCGACACCAUCAGAUCGGCGCGAGUGAAGGGCGUUGACGAAUACUGGGCUCUUUCAGCAGCACGAGAUGCGUUUGCGCUGAAAUUCCAGGAACAGGUGCUGAACAAGUACCAAGUGGAUGGUAUAAUCGCACCAGUCCAAGCUCUUCCCCAGUUGCCUCACGGCGGCUGCGACAACUUCUCCGCCCUCGCCAUCGGAACCAUUCUUUACAACGUCCUCGACCUUCCCGUCGGAUGCUUGCCAGCCACCCGUGUUGACCCUGCCAAGGAUCAAAUCACCAAGGAGUGGGAGAGUGAGCCGGGGCACGGCUCUACCGUCUUCGAGAAGGGUAUUUACUAUGGCAAGAAGAAGCUAUAUGAUCCCGAGUCGGCAAAAGGCAUGCCUGUGAAUAUCCAGAUUGCAGGCAGGAAGUGGGAGGACGAGAAGGUGUUGGCCAUGAUGAAGGUGGUCGAUGAGGCGUUGGGCAAGGAGCGUGGAUUUGGACCCGGGGCGUAUGAUAAGUGGGCCGGAGGAGAGUCUCAGUGA
Coprinopsis cinerea okayama7#130 is the source of this 1728-nucleotide messenger RNA. RefSeq names its product amidase. The transcript has 12 exons. The record is from RefSeq and is a predicted model, not a curated record. The coding region runs from base 1 to 1728 and encodes 575 amino acids. NCBI's taxonomy places the organism in Eukaryota, Fungi, Basidiomycota, Agaricomycetes, Agaricales, Psathyrellaceae.